This is a messenger RNA of Saccostrea cuccullata (small rock oyster), 1125 nucleotides long. RefSeq lists its product as uncharacterized. The record is from RefSeq and is a predicted model, not a curated record. The transcript has 2 exons. Lineage: Eukaryota; Metazoa; Mollusca; Bivalvia; Ostreida; Ostreidae. The coding region runs from base 1 to 1125 and encodes 374 amino acids.
AUGGAUGAACAACAACAACAAAACGACUCAAACUGUCCAGUAUGUGCAUAUCAGUUUUCCACUCCGGAUAAAGUUCCAAAAAUUCUACCCUGCUCUCACACGUUCUGCAGUCCGUGUAUUGACAACAUUAUAGCCGCCACCCCUUCAAAUUCAGAUUCCUCCGUUAAGUGUCCAAUCUGCAGGCAGGGCGUAUUUAUUCCGAAAGAUGGAGUUCAAGGAUUCUUUGACAAUUACUGUAAAUCCGCGCCACGGCAAGAAGAGACGUGUGACGUUUGUGGAGCGAGGGAGGUACGAAAACUGAAGCACUGCCAUGAAUGCAACAGUAUCCUCUGCAGCGUUUGCCAUAAAAGUCAUCAUCACAAGGAUGAGAAAAAAUUCGGCGAUGAGUCAGAGUGCUGGGUUCUAACAAACAGACCCUUCGUUGCCAAGUUUUCCCGUAAUGGCCAGGAGAUGUACAGAAAAUAUGUCCAAAAUGUAACAACCACAGAAAACAGCGUUCCUAUCUCGCUGUACGCGUACGAUGAUCGUCGGCUAUCAAAGAAUUACUAUAAAUUCUCAUUUCAUGACAAAAAUAUAAUUACACUGAUGAAACAUAUAAUAAAAAAUGACAGUGACAGUGAUGAAGUUCAAGAAUUCUUUGACGAUUACUAUAAUUCCGCGCCACAGCAAGAAGAGACAUGUGACAUUUGUGGAGCAAGGGAGGUACGAAAACUGAAGCACUGUCAUGAAUGCAACAUAUCAAGACCACCAUAUCGCAAUGAUUCUUUGAGUGAAAGUGACGAUGAAAGUGACGAAGACUUAGAAAAUCCCGACACCUUAAACCGAACAUUGUCCGACAUCAUCGAAGGCAAGUCCCCAGUCAGUGUCUUAACUUCCUCCCUUUUUGACAGUUCAUCCCCAGAGAAAAGCACAACAAAAUCCCCAGAGGAACUCUCCAAGAAUGGACAGAUCUCGGGGACAGAUCAGUGCAUCGAAACUUUGUCCCCAAUCUGUUCUCCCAGCAAACUUCAGAGUUCAGAGUUCAACAUUGACUGUGAUACAGAAUUAGGUCACUCAGAAAAUGGUGCUUUAUCAAAUUCUUUACAAAGUAACGGGACCGGUGCAAAUCUUGGUUUUUUUUUGUAA